Messenger RNA from Ostreobium quekettii, 294 nucleotides. The record is from the annotation of a GenBank genome assembly. NCBI's taxonomy places the organism in Eukaryota, Viridiplantae, Chlorophyta, Ulvophyceae, Bryopsidales, Ostreobiaceae.
AUGGACCAGGAGUCCCUGGACCGGACGGCCGACGUGGUGCUCAAGGUGGAGCCCGGCGUGAAGAUUCAGGCGCACUCGCAGAUCCUUGCCCUCCACAGCGGCGUGUUCAGGCGCCUGUUCGCGGACCUGGGACUGGGGCAGCCCAACAAGAAGAUGGUGGUGCCGCUGCACGAUGACACCACAGCGGAGGAGCUCGAGGAGCUGACACGGUUCCUGUACAGCAGGGACGAGCAGCUGAACAGCGCAGGAGUCUGGGAGUGCGCAAGUGGCAGAUGGCGCUUUUGUCUGGCAUAG